UGUCUCUCUCCUGUUAGUGCAAGAUCGCUGUGAGGGCGGGAAACACGCAGACAAACUCUCUCAGCAACUCUCUCUGUGCACCUUACAGACUGGACUUUGUUUCUGACCAUUCCACUGCUUGACUGACCACACAACCAGCGAUCCGUUGAUCCUGCCAGCGUUCGGACCGUGACCCUCGCCCCUCUGCAGUGAGAGAGUGGGAGCCUUGUGCUCCUCAGAGGCGGGGGCAGCCUCUGGGUCUGCCCUGGAAUUGUCGUUGUCGUUCUUUUUCACUGGAGGAGUGAUAUCGCAAUUUUUGCCCUGAGGCUCUGGAUUUAGUCCUCAGCAACAUUAAGGGUUCCCCCCCGAGACUUCCCCCACACUACUCUUACACACUGUUUGUCCAUUUAAAAAAAAAAAAAAAAAAAUGUUGGUUGAACUUUGCUGAACUCUGUUCGUGUUGUGGAUUUGGGAGUUCUUUUUGGACCGCCUGCUUUGGGUGAGCUCCUUGUAAGGGACUGCUAAAGGACAUUUCCUCAACAGGCUUGUGGAGCAAUGCAGGACUUCUGGAGAGAUAUAGUUAAUCAGCGCAACGUCCGGGCAGCCCAAUAUGCAGCAGGGAACGAUGAUGAGGCUGUGGUUGACCAGGGGAAAACCAACUCCACCAUCCACACAAACUUUGAGAAAGAGGAGCUGGAGAGUCACAGGGCGGUGUAUGUAGGCGUCCACUUCCCCCUGGGCAGACAGAGUCGGCGACGGCAUCGUCAUCGGGGCCACAAACACCACCGCAAACGGAGGGAGCGGGAAAGCGAACGGGAGGACGGACGCGAAUCGCCCACUUACGACACUCCCUCCCAGAGGGUGCAAUUUAUCCUGGGCACGGAGGACGACGAUGAGGAGCACAUCCCCCAUGACCUCUUCACUGAGCUGGACGAGCUGUCCUUCAGGGACGGCCACGCCUAUGAGUGGAAAGAGACCGCCAGGUGGCUGAAGUUUGAGGAGGACGUGGAGGAUGGUGGUGAGAGGUGGAGUAAGCCCUAUGUGGCCACCCUCUCCCUGCACAGCCUGUUUGAGCUGCGCUCCUGCAUCCUCAACGGCACCGUCAUGCUGGACAUGAGGGCCAACAGCAUCGACGACAUUGCAGACAUGGUGAUUGACAGCAUGGUGGCGUCGGGCCAGCUGGACGAGUCUCUGCGGGAGAAGGUGCGGGAGGCCAUGCUGAAGCGGCACCACCACCAGAGCGAGAAGAAGCUGAGCAACCGCAUCCCCCUGGUGCGCUCCUUCGCCGACAUAGGCAAGAAACACUCCGACCCCCACCUGCUUGAGCGCAAUGGACUGCUGGCGUCCCCACAGUCGGCCCCUGGGAGCCUGGAGAACAGCAAGCCCAGCGAGGGCCGCAUCAACGGAGCAGGGGGCAGCCGUGAGAACAGCACGGUGGACUUCAGCAAGGUGGACAUGCACUUCAUGAAGAAGAUCCCUCCUGGGGCCGAGGCCUCCAACGUGCUGGUGGGGGAGGUGGACUUCCUGGAGCGGCCCAUCAUCGCUUUCUUGCGGUUAUCCCCAGCCGUGCUGCUCACAGGCCUCACCGAGGUCCCAGUGCCCACCAGGUUCCUGUUUCUGCUGCUCGGUCCUUUUGGAAAAGGGCCCCAAUACCACGAGAUCGGCCGCUCCAUAGCCACCCUAAUGACUGAUGAGAUUUUCCAUGAUGUAGCUUAUAAAGCCAAAGAUCGUAAUGACCUCCUGUCGGGCAUCGAUGAGUUCCUGGACCAGGUGACUGUGCUGCCCCCAGGAGAGUGGGACCCCACUAUCCGCAUCGAGCCACCGAAGAGCGUCCCGUCUCAGGAGAAGAGGAAGAUGCCCUCCAUGCCCAACGGCUCCGCUCACACGUCGGACACUGUGAAAGAGGAGGAACACGAGGCUGGGCCGGAGCUCCAGAGAACAGGGAGGAUAUUCGGCGGGCUGGUGCGGGACGUGCGGCGGAAGGCUCCAUUCUACUGGAGCGACGUGCGUGACGCUCUGAGCCUGCAGUGCCUGGCCUCCAUCCUCUUCCUGUACUGCGCCUGCAUGUCGCCCGUCAUCACUUUCGGGGGCCUGCUGGGGGAGGCCACCAAGGGCAACAUUAGUGCCAUUGAGUCUCUGUUCGGAGCGUCCCUGACGGGAGUGGCCUACUCCCUAUUCGCUGGGCAGCCCCUCACCAUCCUGGGCAGCACUGGGCCUGUGCUCGUCUUUGAGAAAAUCCUCUUCAAAUUUUGCAGUGAUUAUGGUCUGUCCUACCUGCCAUUGCGUACAAGCAUCGGGCUCUGGACGGCCUUCCUGUGCCUGGUGCUGGUUGCCACGGACGCUAGCUCGCUGGUGUGCUACAUCACGCGCUUCACGGAGGAGGCCUUCGCCUCCCUCAUCUGCAUCAUCUUCAUCUACGAGGCCCUGGAGAAGCUGGUGCAGUUGGGCGAGAGCUACCCCGUCGACAUGCACAACAACCUGGACAACCUGACCUUCUACAGCUGUCAGUGUUCAGCGCCGUCCAACAUCACCCCUGAGAUCACUAACCUGCUGAAUCAGUCAGGCUUCACUCCUGACUCCAUCAGCUGGAGUGAGCUGAACAUGCCUAUGUGCACCAGGUUCCAAGGGGUGUUUGUGGGCCCAGCCUGCAGCCACGAGGGGCCCUACAUCCCCGACGUGCUCUUCUGGUCCAUCAUCCUCUUCUUCACCACCUUCUUCCUCUCCUCCUUUCUCAAGCAGUUCAAAACCAAGCGCUACUUCCCCACCAAGGUGCGCUCCACAAUCAGUGACUUUGCCAUCUUUCUGACCAUCAUGAUUAUGGUUCUGGUGGACUACCUUGUGGGAAUACCCUCUCCUAAACUCAAUGUCCCUGACACAUUUGAGCCCACCUCUAAGCACCGGGGCUGGCUGAUCUCACCGCUGGGCUCCAACCCCACGUGGACGUUGCUGGCGGCAGCUAUUCCGGCUCUGCUGUGCACCAUUCUCAUCUUCAUGGACCAGCAGAUCACUGCAGUCAUCAUCAACCGCAAGGAGCACAAGCUCAAGAAAGGCUGCGGGUACCACCUGGACCUGCUGAUCGUGGCGGUGAUGCUGGGCGUGUGCUCCAUCAUGGGGCUGCCGUGGUUCGUGGCGGCCACCGUGCUCUCCAUCUCCCACGUCAACAGCCUGAAGGUGGAGUCUGAGUGCUCUGCCCCCGGCGAGCAGCCCAAAUUCCUGGGCAUCCGCGAGCAGAGAUUCACUGGCCUCAUGAUCUUUGUCCUCAUGGGUCUCUCCGUCUUUAUGACCUCCGUGCUGAAGUUUAUUCCCAUGCCAGUCCUGUAUGGGGUAUUUCUUUACAUGGGGGUCUCAUCACUCAAGGGCAUUCAGUUAUUUGACCGUAUUAAGCUGUUUGGCAUGCCUGCCAAGCAUCAGCCGGACCUGAUCUACCUGCGCUACGUGCCGCUGUGGAAGGUGCACGUGUUCACCUUCGUGCAGCUCACCUGCCUGGUGCUGCUGUGGGUCAUCAAGGCCUCAGCCGCCGCUGUCGUCUUCCCCAUGAUGGUCCUGGCUCUGGUGUUUGUGCGGAAGCUGCUGGACUUCUGCUUCACCAACAGGGAGCUCAGCUGGUUGGACGAUUUGAUGCCCGAGAGUAAGAAGAAGAAGGAGGACGACAAGAAAAAGAAAGCCAAAGAGGAGGCGCGGCGGAUGCUGGAGGCAGAUCAUGAUAUUGAGCUGCCGUACGAGGGGGAGAACCUUCUCAAGAUCCCAGUCAAGGCCCUGAAAGUCAGUGCUGACCCGUCUGUGGUAAACAUUUCUGAUGAAAUGGCCAAAACCGCUGUGUGGAAAGCUGUUUCCAUGAACUCUGACAGUGGAAAAGUUCACAAACCUUGCACAAGCGAGGAGAAAGCUGCCAGCAUCCAGAUCAGCAUUGAGGAUGAGCAGGGGGACAAGUUUGUUGACAACGAGACAUCGUUAUGACAACUGGGCAGGGCGAGCAUUUUGACGGAGGGGCGAGUCUGUCUCGGAGGACUCGAGGAAGGUGGAGGAUGCCUGCUGCCCACAGAAGCCUCCUCACUCUCACUGGCAAACAGGAGGGCCGUGGCCGAGCCCGUGUCAGGCUGAUGCAUAGGAGACAUGUCCCAUACACACUGUAUGCGUUUGGCUUCAGACAUCUGUUUUAAAUGUUAGAAGCAAAGGGUUUUUUUUUUUAUUCUCCCCUUUUUUAUAAAACAACGAACCUAUUUAAUUUGUUAGGCAUUUUACAGAGAGCUCUUAGGCCAGACUAAGAGCUCAACUCUUCUGAAAGGAAUUUUUACCCAAGAAACCAAGGAACAUUGCAGGAUUUUUGUUUUAUAGGCUCAUUUAAGGAACAUUUGAGGUCUUAUAAUUGUGACAUUUUGAGAGCAUACAGCAUCAGCUCUAUAGAUUUCUCUACUGUGUGUGUGUGUGUGUGUGUGUGUGUGUGUGUGUGCGUGAAAGAGAGUCUAGGUCUAGGUAAACAUGAGGGGGGAGUGUAGUUACCAUCUAGCCCAGCUAGUUUGAUGUCUGUCUAGCUAGUCUCAGAUGCACAUAACAUUACUGUAGAGCUUUUGGAGAAACGAGGGGGGGGGUUAAUCUUGUAAGCAAUCAUUUAAUGCUUUUAUUCUCCCUCUCUUAGUUGUUGGUGUAAGCAGUUGCUUACCAAACUGUAAAAUAAUGAAAUUAAAUACGUAUUACAAUGUUUUUUUUUUUAUUCAGCCAAUUGUGCCGUAGGUUGUAUUUCACAGAUGUUUAGGAACAGGGAUAGAUCAGUUCUUAACAAGGCAAAUAUGUAGUAAACCAUAUUAUAAACCCUAAUCAGCUAAUGUACUACAGACAGCAAAGUGCUGUUUGAUGUGGUCUACAUACAAUGUGAUUUAUUUAGUGUUAAAGGAAAAUUAAUAAUUUUAUACCAUGACUUUAUUAUUGCUAUUGUCUUUUAAUUUAUUUUUAUGGUCAAGUUUGCAGUUGGAGGAGUUUGGGGGGUGGUGGAAGGGACUGGAGACACUGUUGGGGAUGUGUGAGGGCUGCAGGUGUGUUCCGCUCCCCUCACGUGUAACGCUGCACUUUACACAAGGUACGCGUGCAAGUUGGACAAACCACAUGUACCUUAUUUAAGAUAUCUACUUAGAGCAGUCUCAGGAAUCUAUGGGUUCUCCAUAAGAGCCCCUCUCUCUCUCUCCCCCCCCUUUCUCUGUCUAUCUCCCUCUCUCUUAUUCCCCUUAUUUCUCCUUACCUUGCCCUGUGUUCUGGCAGUGUAAUGUUUCUUUUAUACUGAUCAUUGUUCUUCCCCCUCCCUCCCCCUCGUCAGCCCCCCACCGCCCCACCCCACUUUACACUGGACAAGAAUGUGAUCGUUUGCUUUCUUAUUGUUUUUGCCGCAGGCCUCUUAUUUUCUACUCAGUGCUUAAUGUUUUAAGCUCGAACCAUUUCAUUUCCAAUAUAUAUUCCCACACUUCCAUAAUUCAAAUGCUUUCGUUACUUUCUUUGAGAAAGUUUAGAAUAGAAAGACUAUUUUUGUUUAUUAUUAUUUCUGUUUACUGCAUCCCAGUAGUGAUAAACUACUCAGUUCAACUAGUUCCGGUUUUAUUUCUCACACCCAGUGACCAUGUAUUCUGUUGCAAAUAUUCAAAGCUAUGUACACACAAAAAUGUUCUAAUCAUAAAAGAGAAAGAAAUAUACUGUCACAUGUAGAACUCUUAGUCUAAUUUUUAAUGCCCUUGUGUAGGUUUUUCUUUUUAAAUAUAUUUUUUACCCCUUUGAUUGAGAUUAAAGUAGUUGUUUGCUAUUUACUCAUAUCUAUGUCAUAGAAGUCUUCAGACCAUUUAUUGGACCCAGUUUGAAAGUUAUAUCUUUUAUCUUUUUUUUUUAUAUUCUCAAUCAAUCAUGUUUCUUUUUAGGUUGCUCCCAUGCUCAAAACUGCAUCAAAGCCUUUUUAUUUUCUGUUGGUACUUGUGCCUAUAAGGGAGUUUAGCGGGUACAGAAUUUGCCUGGAAAAAGGUCAUCAUGGCAUGAACUUGUGCUUUGUAUUACACUGUACCACUGUCUCCACGUUGCCCCAUUAAGAAGUGCUUGUAUAGUUUAUCAGCCCAGGUGAGCAAGCCUGGGCUUCAAUUCAUUAAUGACUGACAGGUGUCCCUUGUGCUAAGUAGUCAUGAGCAGUCGUGAAAUGUCUUGAUUUUGGUUAUCUGCACGGUUGCUCAGAAACGCCUUCAUAUUAUAUUAAUGGAGGGAUGAGCAAGAAGUGCUAUUUUUUGUAGCUGAUUUGUAAAUUAAAUGGUCAAAAAGGAAAAGCAAUAAAGAUGAUCACUUAAUAAAUGUCAA
Alosa alosa (allis shad) is the source of this 6300-nucleotide messenger RNA. RefSeq names its product sodium bicarbonate cotransporter 3-like. Bases 535 to 3936 code for a protein of 1133 amino acids. Gene Ontology annotation, biological process: bicarbonate transport; monoatomic anion transport; regulation of intracellular pH. The transcript is spliced from 25 exons. The record is from RefSeq and is a predicted model, not a curated record. Gene Ontology annotation, cellular component: basolateral plasma membrane; plasma membrane; apical plasma membrane. NCBI's taxonomy places the organism in Eukaryota, Metazoa, Chordata, Actinopteri, Clupeiformes, Clupeidae. Gene Ontology annotation, molecular function: monoatomic anion transmembrane transporter activity; sodium:bicarbonate symporter activity; solute:inorganic anion antiporter activity.